CUAUGGAAGGAAGAAGGAAAAAAGAAAAAAGGCUAACUUUACCGAAGGGUGCAGGUGGAACGGCAGGGCUAGCACCGUCUGCAUCUGCUCGCGGGAGAAGAAGAAAAAAACAACUGCAUUCUGUUUUCCGUGUACUGGAUCCAAAAUUAUCCUGCCAAUCCAGGAAUAUUACAUCACUGUUCAAACUGGGAGAGUUGAGACGACACAACGGCCCGGACCGGGGAGAAUGAAAGAGCCGGUGUCGUUUUAGGCCCUGCCGCAGGACUCCUGAAAAGAGGACAGGGCACCUGCUGGAAGGAGGCCAGCGCCUGACAUUUUAAAACAGCGAGAAAGCGGGAACCAUGCGAUUAUUCUGUCACCCGCUCGACACCAGAUAGCUCAGAGACAGACUUCCUUUGGCGGGCCUGGCACAGUGCGGUCUCUUCCCCUCCCGCCUUCCCCCCCCUGUUCCUCUGUCCGCUCUGCCCGGGAGGAGCGCAGAACCACCGAGCGCAAACCCGGCGAAGGCGUACGCGUCCCUGUUCUCCGGGGGCAAACGAGUCGGCCAAGGGAGAGAAAGACAAGAGAAACAGGAAACCGAAAAAAGUCCUUUUCCUGUCCGUUCCUUCUCAUAGGCACCACCCAAUGGAGAGGCUAAGAAGAGAAUCAGGAUAAAGGACAGAAAAAUACAUUUAAAAAAAGCCUGAAUCUGAGAAUUUGAAGGGUUUAGAACUAGGUCCUGUGAGAAUCGUUCGAUCUCGCCAUCAUCAUCGGUGGACCUCUUAUACGUGGACAGGUGCAUUCCUCAUUUAGGCGAGGAUAAAAGGAGACAAAAAAGAAAGGCUCGUUUUCUUUCCUGGCGGUGGAUUAAUCCCGGAACCCGGAGUACAGGACAGAGCGGCUCGGGAUCAGGACUGGGUCUGGAAGAUGAGCGGGGAGCGGAGGUACCUCAGCCGGCCGUUCUGGGCCGUGGUGCUGGCGGGGCUGGCGGCGGCGGCGGUGACGGUGACGGGGCUGGAGUUCGGAGGCGCCCCGGGCCAGUGGGCGCGGUACGGGCGGUGGGAGGCCGGCUCGGGGGGCGAGCUCAGCUUCAGCCUGAAGACCAACGUCAGCAAGGCGCUGGUGCUCUACCUGGACGACGGCGGCAACUGCGACUUCCUGGAGCUGCUGAUCGCCGGCGGCCGGCUGCAGCUGCGCUUCGCCAUCCACUGCGCCGAGCCCGCCGGCCUCGUCAUGGAGACGGCCGUCAACGACGACCGCUGGCACAUGGUGCUGCUCACGCGCAACUACCGCGAGACCAUGCUGGUGGUGGACAGCGAGGCCAAGGUGGCCGAGGUCAAGUCCAAGCGGCGGGAGAUGGCGGUGGUGAGCGACCUCUUCGUGGGCGGCAUCCCGCCGGACGUGCGCCUCUCGGCCCUCACCUCCAGCACCGUCAAGUACGAGCCGCCCUUCCAGGGCCUGAUCGCCAACCUGAAGGUGGGGGAGACGCCCCCCGCCCUGCUCAACAGCCAGGGCAUUCAGAGCGACCUGGAGUACCUGUGCACCAGGCAGAACCCCUGCCUCAACGGCGGCUUCUGCACCAUCCAGUACGGGGAGGUGCAGUGCGACUGCACCCUCACCCGCUACCGGGGGAAGUACUGCAGCGAAGCAGAGGAGCACGCAGCAGAAGGUCUGGCGCACCUGACGUUAAACAGCCAAGGAGCCUCUUCUCAGACCUCCACGCCCUGGGCUGAAGGUGAUUCGUCGCAAACCGGGAAGGAGGAGUCGGUGGCCACCUUCAAGGGCAACGAGUUCUUCUGCUACGACCUGUCGCUGACGCCCAUCCAGAGCAGCACGGACGAGAUCACGCUGUCCUUCCGCACCCUGCAGCGCAACGGGCUAAUGCUGCACACGGGCAAGUCGGCUGACUACGUCAACCUGUCGCUCAAGAGCGGCGCCGUCUGGCUGGUCAUCAACCUGGGCUCGGGGGCCUUCGAGGCGCUGGUGGAGCCCGUCAACGGCAAGUUCAACGACAACGCCUGGCACGACGUGCGCGUCACCCGCAACCUGCGCCAGCACGCAGGCAUUGGACACGCUAUGGUGACCAUCUCAGUGGAUGGCAUCCUGACCACCACUGGCUACACUCAGGAGGACUACACCAUGCUGGGCUCCGACGACUUCUUCUACAUCGGGGGGAGCCCCAACACCGCCGACCUCCCCGGCUCCCCCGUCAGCAACAACUUCAUGGGCUGUCUGAAGGAUGUGGUGUACAAGAACAACGACUUCAAGCUGGAGCUGUCCCGCCUGGCCAUCGACAGGGACCCCAAGAUCAGCCUGCACGGGGACCUGGUGUUCCGCUGCGAGGACGUGGCGGCGCUGGACCCCGUCACCUUCGAGACGGCUGCGUCCUUCAUCGCCCUGCCCAAGUGGAACACCAAGAAGACGGGCUCCAUCUCCUUCGACUUCCGCACCACCGAGCCCAGCGGCCUGCUGCUGUUCAGCCACGGGCGGCCCCAGGGCCCCAAGGACCAGCGGCCGGGCCGCGAGCUCAAGACCGACUACUUCGCCAUCGAGCUCCUGGACGGCUACCUCUACCUGCUCAUGGACAUGGGCUCCGGCAGCAUCAAGAUCAAGACCAGCAACAAGAAGGUCAACGACGGGGACUGGUGCCACGUGGACUUCCAGAGGGAGGGGCGCAAAGGCUCCAUCUCGGUGAACAGCCGGAGCACCCCGUUCUUCUCCAACGAGGGCAGCGAGAUCCUGGACCUGGACAGCGAGAUGUACCUGGGCGGGCUGCCGGAGUCCCGGGCGGACCUGGUGCUGCCGCCGGAGGUGUGGACGGCGGUGCUCAACUACGGCUACGUGGGCUGCGUGCGCGACCUCUUCAUCGACGGCAAGAGCCGCGACGUGCGCCGGCUGGCCGAGAUGCAGAGCGCGCCGGGCGUCAGCAGCUUCUGCACCCGCGAGCUGCAGAAGAAGUGCGGCAGCGCCCCCUGUGGCAACGGCGGGCAGUGCAGGGAGGGCUGGAACCGCUACAUCUGCGACUGCACCGGCACCGGCUUCCUGGGGGAGAACUGCGAGACUGAGGCCACGGUGCUGAGCUACGACGGCAGCAUGUACCUGAAGAUCAUCAUGCCGGGCACGCUGCACACGGAGGCGGAGGACGUGGCGCUGCGCUUCAUGUCCCAGAGGGCCUACGGCCUGCUCAUGGCCACCACCUCCAAGGAGUCCGCCGACACCCUCCGUCUGGAGCUGGACGGCGGGCGAGUCAAGCUCACCGUCAACCUAGAUUGUAUCAGGAUAGACUGUAAUCUCAGUAAAGGCCCCGAGACGCUGUUCGCCGGGCAGAAGCUGAACGAUAACGAGUGGCACGCCGUGAAGGUGGUGCGCCGGGGGAAGAACCUGCAGCUCUCCGUGGACAACGUGACCGUCGAAGGCCAAAUGACGGGCGCCCACACGCGGCUGGAGUUCCACAACAUCGAGACGGGCAUCAUGACGGAGCGGCGCUUCAUCUCGGUGGUGCCGUCCAACUUCAUCGGGCACCUGCAGGGCCUGUCCGUCAACGGCGUGCCCUACCUGGACCAGUGCAAGAACGGCGACAUCUCCUACUGCGAACUGAACGCCCGCAUCGGCAUGCGCCACAUCAUCGCCGACCCCGUCACCUUCCGCACCAGGGGCAGCUACCUGGCGCUCGCCACUUUGCAGGCCUACGCCUCCAUGCACCUCUUCUUCCAGUUCAAGACCACCUCCUCCGACGGCCUGCUGCUGUACAACAGCGGCGACGGCAGCGACUUCAUCGUGGUGGAGCUCGUCAAAGGGUUUGUCCACUACGUCUUUGACCUGGGCAACGGGCCGUCGCUCAUGAAGGGGAACUCGGACAAGCCGCUCAACGACAACCAGUGGCACAACGUGGUGGUGUCCCGGGACGCCAGCAACGUGCACACGCUGAAGAUCGACUCCCGAACCGUCACCCAGCACUCCAACGGAGCCCGCAACCUGGACCUCAAAGGAGAGCUGUACAUCGGGGGUGUGGUGAAGAGCCGGUACAACACCCUGCCCAAACUGAUCGCGUCCCGGGACGGGUACCAGGGCUGCCUGGCCUCAGUGGACCUGAACGGGAGACUGCCGGACCUGAUCGCAGACGCCCUCCACAGGGUGGGGCAAGUGGAGAGGGGCUGUGAGGGCCCCAGUACGACCUGCAUGGAGGACUCCUGCUACAAUCAGGGCGUGUGUCUCCAACAGUGGGAGGGCUUCUCCUGUGACUGCACCAUGACGUCCUACGGGGGCUCGUACUGCAGCGACCCUGGGACCACCUACAUUUUUGGAAAAGGAGGAGCCCUCAUCACCUACACCUGGCCCCCCAACGACCGGCCGAGCACAAGGGCAGACCGGCUGGCUGUGGGGUUCAGCACACAGCUGAGAGAGGCCAUCCUGGUGCGGGUGGAGAGUGCGACGGGAUUGGGAGACUACCUGCAGCUGCACAUAGAACGAGGAAAGAUCGGCGUGAUCUUCAACGUGGGAACGGACGACAUCACCAUCGACGAGGGCGCGGUCGUGGUGAGCGACGGGAAGUACCACGUGGUGCGCUUCACCCGCAGCGGCGGCAACGCCACGCUCCAGGUGGACAACCAGCCCGUCAUCGAGCGCUUCCCGUCAGGGAACAAUGAUAUCGAACGCCUGGCUAUUGCUAGACAAAGAAUCCCAUACAGACUUGGUCGGGUAGUUGACGAAUGGCUACUCGACAAAGGUCGACAGUUAACGAUCUUCAACAGCCAGGCGUCGAUCAGAAUCGGGGGGCGCGACAGGGGGCGGCCGUUCCAGGGCCAGAUCUCGGGGCUCUACUACAACGGCCUGCAGGUGCUGAAGCUGGCGGCCGAGGGGGACCCCAACGUGCAGGUGGAGGGGAACCUGAGGCUGGUGGGGGACGUGCCGUCCGUCCUCACCACCGACACCACCUCCACCACCCCCCUGGCGGACAUGUCCACCACGAUCAUGGAGACAACCACCACGAUGGCCACCACGACAACCCGCAAACAGCGCUCACCCACCAUGAGGGACAGCGUCACUCAGAACACCGACGACCUGCUGGUGGCAUCGGCGGAAUGCCCCAGCGACGACGAGGACCUGGAGGAGUGUGAGCCGGGAACCGGAGGCGAAUUAGUGUUGCCCAUAAUUACAGUGGACUCCCUAGACCCCCCGUCUAUCGCCACUCGCUACCCUGUCAUUCCCCCGCCCCCCACCUACCGCCCCUUCCUCACCCUGCUCGAGACCACCAAAGAGUCCCUGACCCUGGCCAACGGCCGGCCCCCCUGCCCCCUGGACCAGGAGGACUGUGAGGACCCCAUCGAGGUGUCCGCCUACGGCUCGGGGGAGAUGACCGAGUCGGACGACGAGGACUAUUACAAAAACUCGCCCCUCGUCACCGACAGGACGGUCCUGCCCCCGCCCCCCGCCGCGGAGGGCGGGGUCCAGAACCCCCGCGACCGCCACUUCUCCCGCCCCCCCGACUCCCACCGCCCCCCCUCCAGCACCCCCACCGCCAACCCCGACCAGCUGGCCCGCCACAAACCGGGCAGCAGCACCGGCGGCGGCGGCGGGGGGGGUCGCAUCCCCGCCGGCAAAAUGAACACCCGCGACCAGGUGCUGCUGCCCCCAGCCCCCCCCUCCCGCGACCCCGACCACGGCGGCCGCCACCGGCACGCCCCGGGAAUAACCUACCCCCCGAAUUUCCACCAUGUGCCCACAGCCAACCCCACGGCGCCGGAGCGGGGCCCCCCGGGGGCAGUGGAGGUGUUCCGCGAGUCCAGCAGCACCACGGGCAUGGUGGUGGGCAUCGUGGCGGCCGCCGCCCUCUGCAUCCUCAUCCUCCUCUACGCCAUGUACAAGUACCGCAACCGCGAGGAGGGCUCCUACCAGGUGGACCAGACGCGCAACUACAUCAGCAACUCGGCCUCGCAGAGCAACGGCGCCGUCGUCAAGGAGAAGCAGCCGGGCACCGCCAAGACCGCCACCAAGAACAAGAAGAACAAGGACAAGGAGUACUACGUCUGAGACCGGCCCCCGGGGAGAGACGGAGAGAGAGGGAUGGAAGGGAGGGAAGGGAGGGGAGGGAAGGAGAGAGACAGAGAGAGGGACAGAGAGAGAGAGGGAAGGAGGAGGAGAGAGGCGCACGGGCCAUGGUAUUUUCGGAGCAAUCCACUUUCACCUCAGCCAUCCCACUCCCCGCGGUACAAUCUUCCACGGUCGCCAAAAAACUCCUCCUUCCCUGUUUCUCCACCCCUCCGCCUGCUUUGAUGGAGAGAAAGGGGGAGGAGUCGUAGGAAGAAAGGAGAAGCUCUCAUUCUUUGUUCAUUCAGAUUCCCCCCCUUAUUUUGGCAUGUGCGCCACCCCACCCUUCACUACCACUUCCCCCCCCGACCCCCCUGACCCCCCCCGACUCCACUCUAGCCCCUUUCAUCUUCAAUAAAUUUUCUUUUUUUUCUUUACUUUUAUUUACUCUUUUGAAUGCAGAUUGACUUAUGCAUUCCGUUCACUGACUCACUUAAUCAUGCACCAUUCUUUCUUUGUUUUGUUUGUUUUUCAUUACAACUGUCAUCCAACAUCUGUUUCGUGCACAAGCUCACAUGCUCAUCUUCUCAGUAAGUACAAUGCCGGGUUGGCAUUAGGUGGGCAGAGAGAGAGAGAGAGAGACCUCGAGACCAGGCAGGGUUCGUUUGUGCCAAGGGCCACGCCCGUUUCCUGUAUUUUGGCAGAGCGAUUCCAUCGCUGUUUGGAGAGAAAUAUUCGGGCGAGAAACAAGAGGAUGUGUACAAAGCCGACCGAUAGCGGUGAGAGAAAUAGGCAGAGAGCUUUCUCACGAGAAAAGCCUUCGCUUUGGCGCUGAGGACACUUCCUGUCCAAACAGGAAGCACAGAGACAGGCAGAAAAGAGACUGGACAGCAAAAUUCCUGGCAGAAACACACACAGGAGGAAGAAAAAAGUAUAAACUAGAUCUUGGAUUUUACACAGCUCUGCCACAUCAAAGUACUGCCAACAACAAGUGUCAAAUAACCUAGCACGUUAGCUUUUUUGUCCUCUCUCGCAGUCUCUCUCUCUCUUCCUCUCACUCUCCCAUUCUCUCUCUCCCUCCUUCUCCUUGUUCAUGGUGCUAGGGAGCUGAUGCAACGUUAUCCUGCUGUGUUUCGAGCAUGUAGUAUUCAUUUAUGAAAAGAACAUACAACUGUCUUCUGUGCAAAAAUCAAAAAUAAGUGACAGCGUUAACACAAAAAAAAAAAAAAAAGUACAAAAGUGAGCACAACUCAAAAUCGAGGAAAAGCUACAUUCAGCCACCAAACUUCGAGGCCAAACCCUGCUCUGGCAGCGCUCUUCGAUGUCCAAUCGGGCUCUUCGUCGACCCAUCAUCGAGCCCAGGAGGGAAAAAAAAAACGUGUUUCAGAACUUACCUAUCACAGAAAAACAGACCUGCAGCCGCAAAUGAAUUUGUUCUAUAUAAUUAUAUAUAUGUAUAGACGUUUGAGGAAUCUAUGGAUUUACCAGAAACGGAAAAUUAAUAUUUGUGUGUGUGCGUGUGUGUGUGUGUGUGUCACCAAACGGGAAAGGAGAGAAAGACUGGUUGAGGGUGUGAGACUUAUUUCCCCUUGCGCACACAGUGAAAAUGGAGUCGUUUUUGACGGAAAGGUAGGGGACGGAAAAGAAAAUGGCGGAUUGUUUUUUUCCGGAACACGGGGCGAAAGACUUUUUUUUCCGGAGAUUCUUCAGUUCGCUCACUUGCGUCUCCGCAGAGGGUAUACUGUACUUAACCUUGCAUCGAGAAAAUGGCCGUCUCUCGCUUCUCCUGUCGAGACUAAAGACAACCGAAGGGGGGAACAAAAAGGUUGAACAAUUUCAACGAGGAAAAAAAAAAAAACAAGAAAA
This is a messenger RNA of Anguilla anguilla (European eel), 7872 nucleotides long. RefSeq names its product neurexin 2b (gene nrxn2b). The record is from RefSeq and is a predicted model, not a curated record. Bases 907 to 6009 code for a protein of 1700 amino acids. Lineage: Eukaryota; Metazoa; Chordata; Actinopteri; Anguilliformes; Anguillidae. The transcript has 25 exons.